GCGAGUCCAACACCCCCAAGUACAAUACCGGCGACUUCCAUAUCAAUGAGCUGUACGAGUUUUGAAGCAGCGAUUGAGAGGAUCACCUCGCGGUCCGAAUUGCUGCUGAUAGCCUCAGCCUUGUUGCGCGCGCAAGCAGCCAGCUGAAGCUGCGGAUGAGGAGUCAAGACCCCAACAUGGACAUAUGCAUGCAGAUGCCCGUAUGCGGCCACUCAAUAUUGCUUCCUAUCCAACCACACGGCACCAUUACCUGUGAGAUUACGUGCCAGACAGACUGCGCAUACUUAUUACUCCCUUUGGUGGCGCAACAUGCACACUGAUAACCCGACCCGAGGCAACAACUCUGGAGUGGCAUUUUCUCUCAACUCUCAACAAUGACGGAGACUGGCUCUAAGACAGGUCACAGGUACCUUGGAACCACCAUCCAUGGGCGUGGUCAUCAUCUUGGGGAUCAUCUCGGCGACACGAUCAACAACUUUUACGGUCAUUCCACUGUUAACGCAAGUCACUUGAAAGGAGCCACGGCAGCGGUCUUCACAAGUAGACACCAUGAGCAGGAGCCGUUUUGUCUUCAAGGCACCCAUCAGGACGUUUUGCAGGAUAUCUACGCCUGGGCUUAUAACGCUGAAUCCUUACCCGUGUUCUGGUUACGCGGCAUGCCCGGCACGGGCAAAUCAACAAUAGCACGAACCGCAGCGUGGAGCAUCGCAGGAGACCUGCACACGAAAAGGCGCCCUGUUGCGACUUGGGCUUUCUCUCGAAGACCCACAUCGGACCCAACAGAUGGCGAAAGGGAUGCGGAAUCUGAAGAUUCUCCCGACGUAGACGACGCGCAAUAUCUCUUUGACGUUCUCGCCCUCCAACUUAUGAGUUACGAGCCGCUUGAGCCCUACAUUUCACAAUCACUGAGGAGGUCUCAACACUUUCCAGAGAUGGGAUUAAGGCAACGCUGGGAAAACUUUGUGAUUGAGCCACUCAAAGCGGCACAUGAGGCCGAGGUGCUCAAUCAGCCAGCCUGUUUUGUUAUCGACGGUUUGGAUCAGUGCAAGAAGGCAGCUCAAAUUUCCACGAUUCUCAAUGUACUGGAGACGGCUUCAGUCGGGUUACACAGACUGGCCAGAUUUCUCAUAACUAGUCGACCGGAACGCCUGAUCUUCGACAAACUAGGAGACGCUCAAUUUGCUACGUCUUUCAAUCUUGACCAACGCAGUCGAGCCAUCGUCAGAGCGGAUCUGUCCGAAAUCUGUAGCAAUGAGCUUCCGAACUUGGAGACCGAGGCGAUCGACGAGUUAACGUACGCCGCUGACACUUCUUUCUCCUUCAUGAAGCGUGCAUGCGUAUCACUGAAAUCAAGAGCCGGGAGUGCGGUAGAGAAUCGGAAGUAUAUUAUCACAGCAUUCCGGUGGACUAAAGAUAGGACCGAUGACCCCCCCGACGCUGUGUUUAACUACCGUGAGCUCUAUCACAGAUGGUUCGAAACCGUAUCACCGCGAUACCAACAAACCUGGAAGGACAACUUCGCCAAGUAUAUUAACGGUAUGAGCGUCAUGUUUGGGCCUUUACCUUUCGAGUCCUUUACUACACUCAUGGCGCUCGCCUUCGCUACCGAAUCUCACGUUGUUUCAAACUUCAUGCUCGAUGUGCAAUCCGCGGUGGCCAUAUCCAUGGACGUAAAAGCACCGUUGCGUUUCAUUCACUCCUCCUUCAAAAGGCAUUUGUGGGCUAAAAUGUCGCGUUCUGAGAGUGCUCCGUUACAUUCUGCGCUCAUGAGGGGUUGCAUCGAAUUGAUACGCACCAAAGGACAGAGAGAGCUCGCAUGCUUGGAUAAAGAAGCCCGCGCACGGCAGUGGAUCGAAAAUGACAGCGGCCACGGACAGCCCGCGCGACGAUUUGAUGAGCUGAUCACGCUUAACAUGUCGCCUGAGUGUCAGUACGCUUUUAGGUAUUGGCUGUUGCAUCUUGAGGAAUCAUACGACUCCUUUAUCAGAGUCGUGGAGGGAAAGUUCCAGAAAUACCUGAUCGAUUAUUGCCGCGCGCUCCUGUAUCUUGAAGGUUGGAUCGGAUGCUACCGGGCCAUGCAGUGUUUGGACCAUCAUUUGACGGAAUUUAAGCGGCAGGCUCAUUCUCCGGCCGAGGAUAUGUGGGCUCUAAAACAGGGGGUAUUUUUGCUGUUAGAAGCCCUACAGUACAAUCAGAAGGUCCUAGACGACAGACCUUGGCACUUUCCGGACAUCUGGCAUGGCAUCCUCGAAGACUUAGGCCUCUUCCUCAAUUGAAUAUUUGGCGGUCUUGCUAGUCUUACUAGGAAGGACAUAGGAAAAAUAUCUAGACCGUUGGUAUAUACAGAGGACUAGUGACCAACUACAAUUGAAAUAGCG
Molecule: messenger RNA, 2378 nt
Organism: Westerdykella ornata
Lineage: Eukaryota; Fungi; Ascomycota; Dothideomycetes; Pleosporales; Sporormiaceae
Exons: 1
Coding region: 375-2276 (633 amino acids)
Source: RefSeq, a predicted model, not a curated record